GGCCUAUUUACCCAAGUUAGUGAUAGGGGCCUGCGGAAACAUGAAAAGGGUAAAUAGCUGUGUGAAAAGUGAAGAACAUGUCCUGGAGGAACUGGAAACAGAAGGUGAGAGGCAGCUGAAGAGCCUCCUUCAACAUCAACUCGAUACCUCUGUCUCCAUUGAAGAAUGUGUCUCUAAGAAAGAGAGUUUUGCCCCUGGUACUAUGUACAAGCCCUUUGGGAAGGAAGCAGCUGGGACAAUGACUUUGUCCGAGUUCCAGACACUACAUGAAAAAGACCAGGAAACUGCUUCUCUCAGGGAACUAGGGCUCAGUGAAACAGAAAUAUUGAUCUGGAAAGGCCAUGUUUCAGGUGAAAAGAGGAUAAAGCUAAGGGCAACUCCCGAAGCAAUACAGAAACGGCUUCAAGAUAUUGAAGAAAGGAUCUCAGAGCGCCAGCGUAUCCUUUGCCUGCCACAGAGGUUUUCAAAGAGCAAACAACUGACCCGAAGAGAAAUGGAAAUCGAAAAAUCCUUAUUUCAGGGGACUGAUCGUCACUCCUUCCUUAAGGCUCUUUAUUACCAAGAUGAACCCCCAAAGAAGAACAAAGGUGAUCCCAUGAACAACCUGGAAGGUUUUUACCACGAGGCUAUAAUGAAAAAACGUCUUGAAGAGUUCCAACUUAUGAGAGGUGAACCCUUUGCUUCCCACUCACUGGUCUCAGCUACAUCAGUGGGUGAUAGUGGCACAGCUGAGAGCCCAUCACUACUCCAGGACAAGGGGAAACAGGCAGCACAGGGUAAAGGCCCCAGUCUCCAUGUGGCAAAAGUUAUUGAUUUUCCACCUGAGCAAUGUUGGACUGGGCCUAAGAAGCUGACGCAACCAGUAGAAUUUAUCCCAGAAGAUGAGAUCCAGAGAAAUCGUUUGUCAGAGGAAGAGAUCCGAAACAUUCCUGUGUUUUCUUCAUAUAAUCCAGGGGAACCAAACAAGGUGCUAUAUCUGAAGAACCUUAGUCCUCGGGUGAAAGAAAAGGACCUUAUCUCAUUAUUUGCUCGGUUCCAGGAGAAAAAGGGACCACCCAUUCAUUUCCAAAUGAUGACAGGACGCAUGAGGGGACAGGCUUUCAUCACCUUUCCUAAUAAAGACAUAGCAUGGCAAGCAUUGCAUCAAAUAAAUGGAUAUAAACUCCAUGGGAAAAUACUGGUGAUACAGUUUGGAAAAAACAAAAAGCAACAGUCAGCUGUUCAGGGUGCUUCCCUUAUAACAUCUGCUACAGAAAACAGUACAGAAACCAAUGGUAGCUAGAAAGCCACAUCUACCUACACAGACAUAUUUGGAUAUGUACGCAUAUAUGUAUGUAUGUAUAUAUGUAUGUAAACACACACUCAGAUGAUAUUUUUUAUCAUAAUCUUAGAUCUAGGAGAUAUUUAUAUCCAAUUUCUUUAAAAUUAAGGAGGAAAUAUCAGAAAGACAGUAAUUAGGACAGUGGCUUUCAGCAUUUGGAGAAAAUUAGUAAAAAUUUUUUCUAUAAUUAAAUACGGUAUCAUAUAUGAAAACAUUAUUUUAAAUUAACAAUAUCCUCAUUGUUAAAUAAAAUAAUCAAACAUUAUAUAGGACAUAUAGUAGCCUGAGUAUUAAGAUCAUGUGAAAACCUUUAAUUCUCGGGAUAUAUUACAUAGGAUUGUUCCUGAAGACUCCGAAAAUUCUUUAACAUUUUUGCAGUCUUCAGUGUUUAGUCCUAGAGAUAACACCAUUUCUAGGACUGUUCCCUGAAUGCAAAGUUUUAAAACUAAUCCAGUGUUAAAAUAUUUAUUUACUAGAACUCACUUAUGUUUUGUCAGAACUUUCAACAGUUAUUAAAUAGGUAGAUUCAUUAGUUUAUCAACAUAUUUAAUGAUUUCUUCCACACUAAGUUUUCAGAGUCCUAAAAAAGAUAUGUUAUUCUGACAUCUUUUAAACCAAAAUAUUGAAUUCAAAACAAUAAACAUUAAACAUGGAGUACCUGCCUAGUUAAUAUUAGUUAUAUGAACUUUUAAGAGGAAAUGAAAUAGCAAAAAAUACUAAAGGGACAUGGAAAGAAAGUUCUUUAGAACAAAAGCCCUGCCUCAAAUCCCCUAAUGAUUUGUUUAUAGUUGUUGAAGAAAAGAAACAUAAUAUGGUAUAGACAUAGUGCCAGCUUUGGAGUCAGACCUGUGGACCCUCAUAAUCUCUCAUGUUUACCACCUUGAACUUAGAAAGACACUUAAUGUGAGCCUCAUUUGUCUCAUCUAUAAAAAGUAAUAUUGCUAUUUACCUCACUGAGUAAGGGUUAAAUGAGAUUAUAUUAUCCAAAGUAAGGAACAAGGGAAAAGAUUAAGGAAAUGUAGGAAACUCUCUUAAGGAUAUCAAACAACAUAUAAAAAGAAUUCCAUUUAAAAGGAAGAAAGAAGCAUAAAAAUACUACCAGAGGACUAGCAAAAUGUCUUAGUGGGUGAAGGCAUUCACCAAUAAACAGGAAGACCUGAGUUCAAAUACAUGCUAGAAGGAAAGAAUUCCAGUAAGUUGUCUCUAAUGUCCAGAAGUAUAUACUAUGGCAAGCAUAUUCACACAUAUACAGGCACACAAACACACACAUACACAUAAACAGAUAAAUAUUUUUAAAACUUCAAGAAAUACUGGCUAUACAUACUUCAAAUUAAAUAAAAAAGGUAGAGCCAAUCCAAAAGCCAUACAAAACCUCAGCUACAUUAUAAUAAAAUGCUAUAACUCAGGAGACAUAGAAAAUAAUGACAGUAACCCAAGAAAGCUGAAGGGUUAUUUGUCAUGUAACUCUAACUAGAUUAACAGCUUCUUGUCAGAAAUAAGAAUGGUCGCCUAGGCAUGUUCUUGUGCUUUCAACUAUUCAGGAGGCUGAGGCAGGCAUUGCACCCUGAUUCAGAACCAGUUUGUGUAAAACAGUGGACCCUGGUUCAAAAACCAAAACCAAGAAAAAGUGACACAAAUGCGAUCUUAGAAAUUGCCCACCUAAUUUUAAAAGCUGGAGAAUUUGUUGCCAGCAGAUCACACAAGACAUGAAAAAGUACCUUUGUCAAGCUGAAAGCAAGUAACCUUAAAGAAUAAUUUGAAUCUACACAUAGAACAUAGACAAAGGUGAUUGUGUGACUGUAAAAGAAAACCUUGAAUUCUUUUUUUCUUAUUCUGUUAACUAAACUAAUCUUUCUUUUUUGUGUGUUUUCUGAGACAGUUUGUCUGUGUAGCCUUGGCUGGGCUGCCCUUGAUCACUCUGUAGACCAGGCUGGUCUCAAACUCACAGAAAUCUGCCUGCCUCUGCCUCCUGAGUGCUGGGAUUAAAGACAUGUACCACUACACCUCUCCCUCUCCCUCUCCCUCUCCCUCUCCCUCUCCCUCUCCCUCUCCCUCUCAUCCCUCUCCCUCUCAUCCCUCUCCCUCUCUCUCUCUUUCUCGGUUUUAUUGAGUUAGGGUUUCUCUGUGUAACCCUGGCUGUCCUACAUCCGGGUCUGUAGACCAGACUAGCAUCAAACUCAGAAAUCUUCUCUCCUCUACCUCCCCAGUGUUAUAGUUCUGUUACUUUCUAUUUAAAAGUUACAUUAAGUUGCACAUAGUUGCAUUGUAUUUGCUAUAACAUAAAAGUCAAUGUAUUUGCCAUUAAUAGGACACAAAGUCCUGUUAAUGCUGUAUUUUAUUUAAAAAUAGCAUAAAUCUAUGGGAAAAAAAUAAAAGAGAAAUAAGAUGCCAACAUUCUACAAGUCUAUAAAGAUAAUUCAGCUUCUUGAAUGUACAGAAGUAUGUUAAGUGAUAAUUAUAAUGUAUUGUUAGCCCUGUAACAUGUAGAAAUAGCCUGCAUAGCUGCCAUACACCCAAGUAUGAAAUAAGGAAACAAAAAUACUAGAGAUAAAAAUCCAUUUUUUGUUGUUGUUUAAAAGAUCGAUCUUUUAAGUUGUAACAAUUUUAAUCACAUUUUCUUGACAAUAGAGCCCCAAAAUAACCUAAAACAAGGUAACAAAGUAAAGAAUGAAAGGAGAAAUAGACAACUCUCAAAAAAGUGUCCCCUUUCUAAUAAAAGUGCUACAUAGAUGAGAAACAACAAAGCAGACUGCUUCAACACUGUAAGCCAAAUAGAUCUGAGAGAUAGCUAUAGAACAUACUACCCUAGAACACUAAAAUAUAUAUUUUCAUCCCAUGCACAUGAAACAUCUUUAGGCUAGAUCAUGAGCUGAACCACGAAACAGUUAUUAAUAAUACAAAUAGACUGAAGUAAGACAUAUUCUCUGACCAUGUAGAAGGAAGUUACAAAUCACUCACAAUAAAUUGUGAAACUCAUGAAAAAGUGAAAAUUAAUGACACUUCAUAGCAGAUAGGUCAAUAAAGAAACAGAAAAGAAGGGCUGCAAAAAUGGCUCAGUAUACAAGAGUGCUGGCUGCUCUUACAGAGGAGCUAAGUUUGAUUCUGAGCACUGACAUUAGGUUGUUCACAACCACCUUUUUCUAUGUGGGAAAUAUUUCUACUUAAUGAGAAGAAAGAUCAUUUAAUAGUAAUUCAGUUUAUAUCUUAAGCUGUAGGAAAAUAAUAGCAAACUAUAUCUAGAACAAAUAGAAAAAUGGGAAAACAUGCAAAAUAUAUGGGAGAGUAGAAGAGAACACCAACAGCACAGGCAUAUGCUGGAGAGGAUGUGGAGAAAGGGGAAGCCUUCUCCAUUGCUGGUGGGAAUGUAAAAUUGCACAACCACUUUUGAAAUCAAUCUGGAGCUUUCUCAGAAAACUGGGAAUAGCAAUACCUCAAGACCUAGCUAUACCAUUCCUGGGCAUAUAUCCAAAAGGUGCUCAACCAUGUUCAUCGCAGCUUUAUUUGUAUUAGCCAGAAUCAGGAAACAACCCAGAUGUCCCUCAACUGAAGAAUGGAUACAGAAAUUGUGGUACUUUUACACAAUGGAAUACUACUCAGCAGUUUAAAACAAGGAAACCAAGAAAUUUGCAGGCAAAUGGUGGAAACUAGAAAAGAUCAUCCUGAAUGAGGUAACCCAGAAGCAGAAAGACACACAUGGCAAAUACUUACUUAUAGGAGGAUAUUAGUCAUGUAAUAUAGGACAAACCCAUUAAAAUUUAUAGUCCUAAAGAAGCUAAACAACAAGGAGGAAGGACCCUAGGGAAGAAGCUUAAUCCUCAUUCAGAAGGGCAAAUAGGAUAGACAUCUGAAGUGGAAGAAGACAGAGAACAGGACGGGAGCCUUCUACAGAGGGCCUCUGAAAGACUACCCAGCAGGGUAUCGAAGCAGAGGCUAAGACUCAGCCAAACUUUGGGCAGAGUGCAAGGAAUCUUAUGGAAGAAGGGGAGAUAGACCUAGAGGAACAGGAGCUCCACAAGGAGACCAAGAGAGCCAAAAAAUCUGGGCUCAGGGGGUCCUGCAGAGACUGAUGAAUCAGCCAAGGACCAUGCAUGGAGAAGACUUGGACCCCCUGCUCAGAUGUAGCCCAUGGCAGCUCAGUCUCCAAGUGAGUUUACUAGUAAGGGGAGCAGGGACAGUGUCUUACAUGGACUCAGUGGCCACCUCUUUGAUCACCUCCCUCUGGUGAGGUGGCCUAAGUAGGCCACAGAGAAAGAUAAUCCAGAUAGUCCUGAUGAGACCUGAUCAGCUAGGAUCAGAUAGUAGGGGAGGAGGACCUACCCUUUCAGUGGACUAAGGGAGGGACAUAGGUGGGGGAAAGAGGGAGGGAAGGUGGAACCAGGAGGAGAUGUGGGAGGAGGCAACAGCCAGGAUACAAAGUUAAUAAAUUGUAGUUAAUGAUAAUAAUAACAAUAAAGAGAAAAUGGGAAAGUGAAAAACAACAGAGGAAAAGCAAUGAAUCCAAGUAAGAAAGUAGCAAACUUUUGCUAGAUAUAGCAGGAAUUGGUAGACUAUAAUUAUUAAAAUGAUAAAGAGAGGAAAGUCUAUUACUACUGACCUUUGAAAAAUAAGAGAUGUAUGAGGGAAUACUAUUAUACUUGUGGCAAUAAAUUUACUUACCCAAAAUGAACAAAUUUCUAGAAAGAACAAAAUAUAGGAAGUCAGAGUAGACCUUAUAACUAAUAGAUUAAAUAAGUAACAGGACAGAUACCCACAAAGAUACCCAUACUUAAGUUGCUUUUUAUUUCAAUUCUAGAAUACUACUGAAUGUUUAAUAAAACAGAAAUCCAAUUUAUUCACAAGCUUUUUUUAAAAAUAAAAACACUUCUGAGAAAUAAUCCUACAACAUGGAGGAACCCUGAGAAUUUAUUCAGUCAUAGAAACCAGUCGCUAAUGAUGACAAAUUCUAGAAUUCCAUGUAUAUGUAGCAUCUGUAAUUGGUAUAUCUGUAUAUAUAUGUAUAUAUAUGCAUGCAUACAUAUAAAAUACAUACAUAUAUAGCAGUAAAUGAUAAGCAGGGAAAACUAGAGUGGAUAGGAGUUCUUUACUAGCUGAUGAAAUGUUCAUAAAUUACCUUAAUGGUUGUAUAACAAUAAAUAUAUCAAGUGGGUAAAUUUUGUGGUAUGUUAAUUAAAUCUCAGUGAAACUCAAAAACAAAACAGGAAAUUGGAGAUGAUCCAAAUACCCAUCUGUCAACAUGAGUGGCUUAUGACUUAUGUCACAUACUCAUUUAGUAGGAUACUAUGAAGCCUUUCAAACAAUAGAUUAUACCUAAGAAUAUUUUGUGACUUGUACUCAUAUCUAAGAUUUUAUAAGUUAUAGAGUAAGAUGUAUGUAUGUAUAAGAUGUGUGUAUAGUAAGGACACAAUUUAAGCAAAUAGUUCAUGUAUAUAAUUUGUAGAGAUAAUUUCAAACAAAUGUAGAAAAGAAAUAGGUAAUGUAUAUACAGGCUGUAAACCUGGAAGUGGGUCAAUACAAGCUAAAAAAAUAUCUUCACCUUGUGAACAUUUUUAGGUGGUGUGAUUUGGAGUGGUUUUUUACCUUUUUCACUAUUUUUUUAAAAAAGUAAUUUUUAAAAUAUUCUUACAAACACUUGGCUUCCAGAAUAUUUGUCAGACCUACUCUGAGGAUUUCUGACUUUACUCAGGACAAACUUCUGUUCAUUUUCUCUAUUGCUCACAUGAUUAAUGCUCCAAUUUUUGAAAGAGUUUAAGCGAUGAGAAGUGAAAUCUAGUUACAGCCUCUUGAACAUGUUACCCUGGACAUACUUCUCAGCCAGGUUUCCCAAAAGGGACUGCUUCCUCUCAGGUGGGAAACCUUACCUCCUCAUUAUUAGACCUAAAGACCACUUAAAAAUGGAGAAAAUAUAAUAGAGGAGACCUUUCAACUGGUGCAGAGAUAUAGAAACUGGUAUAUCCAGACAACAAAAUUCUACUCAGCAAUAAAAACUGAGGAACCAUAUAUUAACAACUUAGAUAAAUCAUAAGUAUUUUACUAAGUAGAAGAUGUCAAACUCAAAUGGCUGCUUACUGUUAUAUUUACUUGUGUGAUUUUCAGAAAGGGUGAAGCAAUAAGGCCGAAAAACCAGUAGCUAUCAAGUGUUCGCACAAGGGAUUUUUUUUUUAAUAAUGGGAACUUUCUGUAUGUUGUUUGUAGUUACUAUGUGUAUGGUUUUUGUUAAAACUCAGAAUUAUACACCAAAAGAAUGAAUUUUAAUGUGUGGAUUUUUAAAAAUAAAAGCAAUUUUUA
Molecule: messenger RNA, 7606 nt
Organism: Psammomys obesus (fat sand rat)
Lineage: Eukaryota; Metazoa; Chordata; Mammalia; Rodentia; Muridae
Gene: Rbm41
Product: RNA binding motif protein 41
Exons: 7
Coding region: 41-1282 (413 amino acids)
Biological process (GO): mRNA splicing, via spliceosome
Cellular component (GO): U12-type spliceosomal complex
Molecular function (GO): pre-mRNA intronic binding; U12 snRNA binding
Source: RefSeq, a predicted model, not a curated record